Messenger RNA from Phacochoerus africanus (Common warthog), 634 nucleotides. RefSeq names its product parvalbumin (gene PVALB). The transcript has 5 exons. The coding region runs from base 115 to 447 and encodes 110 amino acids. Gene Ontology annotation, cellular component: nucleus; cytoplasm. Lineage: Eukaryota; Metazoa; Chordata; Mammalia; Artiodactyla; Suidae. The record is from RefSeq and is a predicted model, not a curated record. Gene Ontology annotation, molecular function: calcium ion binding.
CAGUGGCCUAUAUAGGUGGCCAUCCCACCACCAGGCUCACUUCCUGACAGGACCUCCCACCGGCCCAGCCUUUCAGUGCAGGGCCCGGCCCUCCACCACCACCCGAGUUGCAGGAUGUCGAUGACAGACUUGCUCAACGCUGAGGACAUCAAGAAGGCAGUGGGGGCCUUUACCGCUGUCGACUCCUUCGACCACAAAAAGUUCUUCCAAAUGGUUGGCCUGAAGAAAAAGAGCCCGGAUGAUGUGAAGAAGGUAUUCCACAUCCUGGAUAAAGACAAGAGCGGCUUCAUUGAGGAGGAGGAGCUGGGAUUCAUUCUGAAAGGCUUCUCCCCAGAUGCCAGAGACCUGUCAGAGAAAGAAACCAAGACGCUGAUGGCUGCUGGAGACAAGGACGGGGAUGGCAAGAUUGGGGCUGACGAAUUCUCCACUCUGGUGGCUGAAAGCUAAGAGGCUCUGACUGCCCAGGUCUUCCCCCUCUGGCCCCGAACACCCGAUCUCAGCCCCUCUGGCCGCCUUCCUGCCUUUCUGUUCAGUUUGUUUGUGUUAUUUUUUACUCCCCCAUCCCUUAUGGCCCCUGGAUGACACCAUUCUUCUGGAAAAUGAUGGAGAAACAAUAAAGGCUGUACCAAUCGGA